GGACUGCCGGAUUGAGAGAGAGAGAGAGAGAGAGAGUGAGCGAGUGUGGUAUAGAUCAGAUGACUGCCAAGAUGACGAGGGCUAGUGCUGGUUCGACGGAGCAGCUGGAAGGUGGGGGGCGUUCUCCGGCCACCUCCUCCCGGCAGGCAGCUCGGGCCUUCCGAGGCGUGAGGCGCAGGAGCUGGGGCACGUACGUGUCCGAGAUCCGGGAGCCCAGGAAAAACAACCGGAUCUGGCUGGGGUCGUUCGGCACGCCGGAGAUGGCCGCCCGAGCCUACGACGCCGCCGCCUUCCAUCUCAAGGGCCGCUCCGCGGUCCUCAACUUCCCGGACAUGGUCGCCUCCCUCCCCCGCCCCGCCUCCUCCUCCCGCCGCGACAUCCAACUGGCCGCCGCCAAGGCCGCUGCCGUCUUCCCGCUAGACCGGGCCCAGUCCCCCAAUGACAUGACCUGCCCCGUCGACGUCAAUGGUGCACUAGAGGAGGAGGGUCGCCCCUCUACCUGCAGCAGCUCGGGGGGAAGUCCACCGCCAUGGGAGUCGGACACAGAGCUGGAAGCCCUCUUCAGAGAGAUUGAGAACAGCCCUCUGUCGAUCAGUCCCAUGAGCUUGGUGGAGGAUCAGGACGACCUUGUCAGAUUAGAAGAUUUGCAGUGGUAUGACUACUGGGUUAUGUGAGCAACCCUAAGAAUUAAUAGACGUUUCUUCCUUAUUCGUGAGGGAUCGAUUGUAGCUAAGCUAGCUAGCCGUCGAAGCGACUGGGCGUGGUCAAUCCUUCAAACAUAAUGCAUGUAGGGAGGUACUCUGAAUGCCGCGUUAAUUUUAUGAGACGUACGUAUAUAUUAUAUAGUAUGUGAUAAUAUGUGUAACUUUUUUUUUUUUUGUUGCUUGUGAUGCAUGACGAGAGGCAAGCCAUUUUAAUGUAUAUUCGAUUCCCUAUAUGAUAUAGACUCCUAAUUGUACCUCAAGUUUAUCACAUCAAUGGAAUUCUUUUUUAUUUUGCCUUUUUGCUA
Molecule: messenger RNA, 1009 nt
Organism: Nymphaea colorata (pocket water lily)
Lineage: Eukaryota; Viridiplantae; Streptophyta; Magnoliopsida; Nymphaeales; Nymphaeaceae
Product: ethylene-responsive transcription factor ERF037-like
Exons: 1
Coding region: 60-674 (204 amino acids)
Biological process (GO): regulation of DNA-templated transcription
Molecular function (GO): DNA-binding transcription factor activity; DNA binding
Source: RefSeq, a predicted model, not a curated record